Laccaria bicolor S238N-H82 is the source of this 438-nucleotide messenger RNA. RefSeq lists its product as uncharacterized. Bases 1 to 438 code for a protein of 145 amino acids. The record is from RefSeq and is a predicted model, not a curated record. The transcript is spliced from 2 exons. Lineage: Eukaryota; Fungi; Basidiomycota; Agaricomycetes; Agaricales; Hydnangiaceae.
AUGCCCCUCUGCCUUCACCAACUUCAGGACUUCUUCUACCCUUCAAACGAGCCUGCGGAAUGGCAGGAUGUCACCUAUCGACUCCGACACCUCUCCCUAUCUACUUGUGCGCCCUUACCUUCUAUGACUCCGGGACUUCUUCCUACUACUUAUACAAAGGUCCGGAGUGGCAGGAUGUCGUCUGUCGACUCUGCCUCUCCGUCUUCAUCAUGCGCAUUCGUUCAACGCAUAUGUUGUGCCCCUUUUGCCUUUCCCACCAUCGAAGUUUUCGUUCUGCGAAGCUUCGUAACAGAAGGCACUCUGAUGCCUUCCAUCUUCCUCAUUAUCGUUCGCUUUGUUGGUGCUUACCUCUCCGCAAUUCCUAUCGUCAGGAUUUGCUUUUUUUCCAUUCUCACAGUGCUCCGGAAUCUGUCGACUUCCAUGCCUUUCAGUUCCUAG